Cylas formicarius (sweet potato weevil) is the source of this 3088-nucleotide messenger RNA. Its product is annotated as organic cation transporter protein-like. Bases 477 to 2021 code for a protein of 514 amino acids. Gene Ontology annotation, cellular component: membrane. Lineage: Eukaryota; Metazoa; Arthropoda; Insecta; Coleoptera; Brentidae. The record is from RefSeq and is a predicted model, not a curated record. Gene Ontology annotation, biological process: transmembrane transport. The transcript has 7 exons. Gene Ontology annotation, molecular function: transmembrane transporter activity.
ACUUGGGGAAAAUAUUCGCGCUUUGCUUCCUUCCCCAUCUCUCGCCCCUUCCCCCUUAAAUCGCGCUGAGAAAGAUUAUGUAAUUUUUGGUACAUCCUGUAUGCUUCCAAACAACGUCGAACGAAUGCAAGAGAGUUACCGCAAAUAUGGUAUUUCCAUUGUUCCGAAUAAAUUAUUUCGUUUUAUCACGUUAACGCGUGAGCUGUAAAAUUGAACAUUCGAUUACAAGUAUCAGCAAACUAAAAUUCGAACUUUUUGGUGGAAAUGUCGCUCGGAGCGGUCAUAAAAAUCUGUCGAGCGGCAGUUUCCCGGGGGGCCACUGGUCGGUCAUUCGCGUGUCCGUAGAGGAUUGCAAUCUUUGAGGAGCAAGCGAUAGUGCAGUCUCCGUAAUCCCAACUCGGUGUGCGUGUUAUAGAUCUCACCUUCAAUCGUUAAACUCGUUGCUUCCUCAUCCUUCGGCAUUCAGAUUCUACACAAUGAACGGUACUACAGAAUCGGUAUCGCAAGAAAACGAGAAGCACCACCACGAAGUGACCGACGUAGUAAAAUCAAGCAUCGGCACUCUGGGCAAAUGGCAUAUUUGGACGUGUUUGGCGAUAUUUCUGGUUAAAUUUCCAGUGGCGUGGCAUCAGCUCAGUAUCGUUUUCGUCGCCGCCCCUGUCAAUUUUAGUUGCGCAGAGAGUGGUGAACAAAGGUGUUCCGCAAAUUGUUCGAGUCACUUGUUCGACCGAUCGUUGUUUACGGAAACCAUAGCCUCAGAAUGGGAUUUAGUUUGCGAGAAACACUACCUCCUGGAUCUGGCUCAGACGGUUACCAUGUUGGGAAUUUUGUUUGGGAACAUGGUAUUCGGAUACCUGUCCGACAAAUACGGCCGCAAAAAUCCUUUAUUAUGGGCUGUCGUGCUGCAAGUGACGUCCGGUACUAUAGCCGCAUUCUCACCGUGGUUCCUGCUCUUUUUGCUCAUGAGAUUUUUGGCCGCUCUGGCCACGGGCGGUACAAUGGUAACGAGUUUCGUACUUACCAUGGAACUAGUAGGUACCAAAUGGCGAACGAUUCUAUGUAUCUUAUACCAGAUACCGUUCAACCUGGGCCAUCUACUUCUGCCCGUGAUAUCGUACUUUUUAAGAGACUGGAGAUACUUCCAAGCGGCCAUAUCACUGCCAUCGCUGAUAUUCAUAAGUUACUACUGGAUCUUGCCUGAGAGUCCAAGGUGGUUAUUAGCCGCGGGAAAGAAGGACAGUGCCAUUAAAGUCUUGAAAAAAGCGGCGGCCUACAACAAUUUGGCUACAGGAUCAAUCGAAAAUGACGUGUCAAAGUAUUUGGAAAAGAGAAGCUUGAACGGCGGAACGGAAGUGAGCAAGGGUAAUAUUCUGGACCUUGUAAGGACGCCGAUCAUGAGAAUGUACACCGUCGCCAUUUGUUUCAACUGGAUCGUAUGCGGUCUGUGCUUUUUCGGAGUGUCGCAGUUCGUUGGACAGCUGGGAGGGAACAUAUUUUUAAAUGUCGCUCUGUCAGCAAUCAUCCAGUUGCCGAGCACCUUUUUCGCCUGCUGGUCUACGAAAGUCUGGGGGCGAAAGAAAACGCUCAUAUUCGCCAAUGUGUUAUCGGGUACCGCCAUAAUUCUGAUUGGGUUGGUUCCUUCGGACCCCACAUGGAUUAAAUCCGUCCUUAGUACCGUCGGGAUGUUCGGACUCGCUCUCGCUUUCCCAACUGUCUACAUAUAUUCAGGGGAGCUAUUUCCGACCAUGGUACGAAACGUCGGCGUCGGAACGUCUUCUAUGUGUGCUAGAUUAGGUUCUAUGGUUGCGCCGUUUGUAGCUUCCUUGGUUACGGUAAAACUUUGGAUUCCGCCCGUCAUUUUCGGAGUUACGCCAAUUAUCGGCGCUUUGCUGUGCUACAAACUACCGGAAACCGUGGACUGCAAACUACCCGACACUGUAGAAGAGGCAGAAAUGUUCGAAAAGCGCAGCCGGCACCCAACGGAAGUGGGUAACGGGGAAAACGGCGUAGAAAUGACGUAACCAAAAUUUUAUAGAUGUUUAUUCUGUCAACUUGGACUUUUAAAGUUUAUUUAUCGUUAAUAAAUAUCUUCUUCGCUCUAAUAUACCCACAGACCUCUAAAACUGCAAGUAGCCGCUAUGUGUACGCUUAAACAUAUUCAGCGGAGACAAUUAUAUAUACAGCACUUUUGUUUCGUAAACCUAAUAGUUCAUUAAGUUCCAGGUCAAAUCACAUUCUAAACACAUAUUUAGAGUUUGUUCUAAUAUCACGUUAAAAACUCAAAAGUACCUUUUUCAUCUAUCAAUAAAUUUCCUUAAUUAGAACGAGGAUUGACCAUUUAAGUUAAUUAAGUUGUUUUUUUUUAAUGCUUAUUAAUUUCAAUAGGAUCAAACAUUACUAUGGGAUGUUUUUAUAUAUGCAAUAUCUGUGUAUUUAUAAGAAGUAUUUACUUAAAACAAAAUCAUAAGACGAGUGACGAUUAAAAAUUUUUAUUACUACGUUAUAAAGCACAGUCAAUGUUAGUGAUAUUUUAUUUCUUGUAAGUCAAAUUAUGAUAACGUUAUUGCUAUCGGCUUAGCGUGUCACAAUUUUGACCAUCUGAAUCUGUAAAUUUAGAGCUCUGUGAUUAAGCGUAGCCUUCGUAUUCUACGAUUGGUUCUUAACUGAAAUUGCGGUGUUGCAUAAAAAAAUAAAACGUAUAUUUUGUAUGGCUUUCUAUUAUAUCACUUGUCAACAUCAGUGUGUCUAUUUUCUAGUUGACCUACGGUUUGAAUUUUAACAGCAGGGUAAAAAACGAGUAGGCCGAGCUCAACACCUGAAAACAUAGACUAACUUAUCAAUGCUAUGUUUUAUUGUUAUUUUAUUGGGCUUAUGCCACUUGAUUUCACAUUCCUGAUAAAUAGAAAAAAUAAAAAAUAUUGGUUACCGACAAAGUUUCAUUUUCAUUUUGAAAAGAACUUAGUUAACACUGUUUUUUAAGUACCUCUGAGACAAAUUGAAACACAAAUACGACGUCAAUAAAAUAUUAAUAAAAGACGAAAACAGAAGAAACUAUCAAAUAAUGGUAAUAAAAAUUACAAUCACGUCA